Messenger RNA from Aspergillus heteromorphus CBS 117.55, 1140 nucleotides. RefSeq lists its product as uncharacterized. The transcript has a single exon. The record is from RefSeq and is a predicted model, not a curated record. The coding region runs from base 11 to 652 and encodes 213 amino acids. Lineage: Eukaryota; Fungi; Ascomycota; Eurotiomycetes; Eurotiales; Aspergillaceae.
CAGUGACAGCAUGGUCGAACAACAUACGCCCGACCCCUGGGCUUUCCCCCUCGGUGCGUUGUAUCUCUUCUUACUUCUAUCGAUCCUAGUCCUACAUUGCUAUGUGGGAUCUAGCGACACCGCGGAGGAGGAAGCCGGGGCGAGAGGCCAAGCCACCGCGGAGGAAGGGACUGGUCGACGCGGGGUCCGCUUCGAUGAUGUCCCCGAGAUCAUCGAAGUGCCGGCUCUCGACGUCGAAAGCACGACAAUGGACGAGGUCCUGAGUCUGCUUGGGGAAAUCCAAGAGGACAUGGCUGGGCUAGCUGGCAGAAUUGAUCGUCUCUCGUCAAAGAUGGGGAGUCACAUCGAACACCUGGCGGAUCGGAUUUCGGAUGCGGAUAACCGAUCACGCGUGCUACCCCUUCUAGAUUGGGAGGAGGAACGAUUCAAUUCGUUCUGGGUAGUGCUUGAGGACCAUGUCCAAGAGUCGUUCCAGGAACAGCUAGCCCGGGUGAGUGAGGUCGCCGAAGUAAUACAGCGCGCUGGUCAGGACUUGUUACAGCCCGAUGAGUACGAAGCUCUGACCAGGAAUCUCUGUGAUGAGAUUGACUACUCCCUCGGGGUAGUCACUAAGCUCAGACAGCGCGUUGCUUCGGAGGCGUCCUCCUCAUAACCGUCCUCGCGCCCUCUGAGGCCUCCUGACCGUCAGGAAGAACUGGCGGACAGACGCCGGACCCGGACCGACUCAUCUGCAUCAUCUUAAAGCGCCAUGCCUCAUGGCAUGGCCGUGCGGCCGGGGAAGGAGGGCAGGAUUUAGGAAGAGCGUGGCCCGGAAUCUGGGGGGAGGGCUGGUAACGACUUUCUCACGCGGCGAUCGCCAGAGGAGCUUGAGAAGGGCGCAGGUGCGGAACGGGGAUCCGUAUCCGGCGUUCAUUCAAGACAGCUCGCUUUCGUUUGCGAUGGACCAGUCCCCCGACAGAUGGCCCGUGGGUGAGGAAGAAGAACAAGAAGCACAAGAAGCUAGUCGGUUUCGGCUUUGGUCUUGGUGGCAAGAUCGAGUCUUUAACUGCUCUGCGGAUGAUGGUCUUCUUCUUCGGGAUUUAUCCCGUGUAGGUGUUGUGGGUCGGUGUUGGAUAGAUGGACAACGAGCUAGAUGAAUGU